Molecule: messenger RNA, 734 nt
Organism: Closterium sp. Naga37s-1
Lineage: Eukaryota; Viridiplantae; Streptophyta; Zygnematophyceae; Desmidiales; Closteriaceae
Source: the annotation of a GenBank genome assembly
AUGCCCCGCAUUGCCUCUUGCCCCAUCCUCCCCUUCACGUCCGCGCCUCCUCGUUGCUGUCACCACUCUCGCACACUAUGCCUCGCUGCCAAUGGCUACCUGCCACGUCGCGCAGCCGAAGCCACUGCUGCGCUCGCGGAGCGGUUUGAUGGCGGCGCGAUGCGCUGCGGGGAAGCGGGGAGGCGGAUGGGCCAGCUGAGGCGGACGGUGCGCGCAGCUGCGGCUGGUAGGGGCGCGGAAGUCGCGAGGGCGCGGGGAUGGGCGGAGAGGCGGCAGCGCGGGUGCGGUUGGGCGAUGACGUCAGCUGCGCGCGGCUCCUGGCUAGUCAAUGGGCGAGGGGCUCAGUGGACGGUGGGGAGGACGGGGGAAAGGACGGGGGGGAGGACGGGGGAGAGGAUUGGCGGGGGAAGGAUCCGGGCGAGCGCAGAGUGGGGCGAGAGGGGCGAUGAGGAGGAAAAUGAGGGGGAUGAGGAAAUGGUGAGGGGAGGUGGAGAAAGUGAAAGUGGGAGUGAAAUGGAGGGCACAGAGGCAGGAGGAAGCGUGUGGGAGGCGGAAGGAGGUGGAGAGGGCAAGGGCAGCAGCAAUGGCGGCGGCGAUGAGUCAUGGGAGGGGCGGCGGAGGUACAUGAUGGUGCUGGCAUACGACGGCACGCACUUCUAUGGUGAGACGCGCAUACGGCAUGCCCCCCGCCGCAUGCCUUCUGGCGCCCCCGUGAAGGAGCACAUCGAAGUGAU